Molecule: messenger RNA, 341 nt
Organism: Oppiella nova
Lineage: Eukaryota; Metazoa; Arthropoda; Arachnida; Sarcoptiformes; Oppiidae
Source: the annotation of a GenBank genome assembly
CGAGUAUUAUAAAUAUUAUAAGUAUAGUGAUUUUUGACUAACUUGUUGUAACUUUUUUAUAUCCCCUUAUCGUUGAAACAUAAGUUAUUGAUAUGAAUGCAAUUAAGUGUGUACUGGUUGGUAACGGAACUGUGGGUAAAACAAGUCUAUUAGAGUGUUAUACGACGGACAAACUCCUCGACGACCUCUGUUGGAGGGCCUAUAUUUGUGAACACUAUUCCGCUAAUGUGAUGGUCGACGGAGAGUCCGUUAAUCUAGAUCUCUGGGAUACGGCCGGUCAGGAGGACUACGACCGACUGCGACCCCUAUCCUACCCAAAAACCGACGUCUUUCUCAUAUGC